AGCUGUCGGUUUUAUUGCGAAGGUUUCGCCGGAAGUUUGAGUUUUUAUCGACGCCGUCUUGACGCUGUUCACACAGGCAGGGGAUUCGCUGUCAAGAGGGUGGAUGCCCAGAGAUGGAAAUGACCUAGAGGCCUUACAGAUACAUUUGUGCUUUUGUCGCUCUGAUCUGCAUCCGCGGAGAGCAGCGAGAUCUGGAAGCACACUUGUUUCCCCGUCUGAAGCUGGAAACGGAGACUCUGAAGGUGUGACUGUGCUGCGUCUGAGCUGGACCUGACGUAUCUGCAGCAGGGCUGCAUGUAGGCAUUUCACUUAGCCUGCCAGUCUUUUUGACGCCUUCCCAUCUCUGACCUCGCCCAAUUCUGUGCUGCCUCUCUGCAAGGCACACUGAGAUGAGCCUCUGGCAGGUGGAGGCGGAGUAACUUUGAACAGUUUCAGGUCCUCGUUUUUGUAAAAGAGGACACUUUUGCGGGUUGGAAACAAAAAAAACCGUAAAAACAGCGGCUCCCGGUGCUGUUGCACCACAUAUGUAUUGUUGUAGUGCGCUGGAAAGUAAAAUGGACUACAAGCGUCGCUUUUUGCUCGGCGGGUCCAAGCAGAAAGUGCAACAGCACCAGCAGUACCAGAUGCCUGAGUUGAGCCGGACCCUGAGCGCCUCCCUGGCCUCCUCUUGCUCGGCCUCUGUGCCCAUGGGCACCGGGGUGGGCAUGCCCGGCAGCUGCCACGCACCACCCUCCGGCGCCGCCACCACCGCCGUCGCAGACAUCCAGCAAGGCAUCUCCAAGUAUUUGGACGCCCUCAACGUGUUCUGCCGGGCCAGCGCCUUCCUCACAGACCUGUUCAGCAGUGUGUUCAGGAACUCUCACUAUUCCAAAGCAGCUAUGCAACUGAAGGACGUGCAGGAACACGUCAUGGAGGCGGCCAGCAGGCUGACUGCAGCAAUAAAGCCUGAAAUCGCCAAGAUGCUGAUGGAGCUGAGCGCCGGGGCCGCCAACUUCAAAGACCAGAACGACUUCAGCCUGCAGGAUGUCGAGGUGCUGGGUCGGUGCUUCCUCACGGUGAUGCAGGUCCAUUUCCAGUUUCUGUCGCAGGCUCUGCAGAAGGUCCAGCCCGUGGCCCAGUCCUGCCUGGCCGAGGCUCUUGCCCAGGCCCAGGAGCGCUGCGCCAACGCCCGCUCCCAGAGCUCUGACCUCGGCUGCCUCACUGAGCUGGAGGAAGCCUCCCGCUCAUGGAAAGGUGCAGCUCAGGCCAUGGCGAGGCUGAGAGAGAGGGGCCGGGACGGCUGCCUGGCAGGCAUCCAGGUUCAGCAGCUCUUCUGCUCCAACAACCCCACCAUCCCUGACCACCAGCUGAAGGAGCUCAACAUGAAGAUAGACAAUUCUUUACAGGCAUACAAAGCAGCACUAGAGAGCCUCGGCCACAGUGAGUACGCACUGAAGGCCGGCUUUCAUCUUAACCCCAAAGCUGUGGAGGCCGCCUUGCAGAGCUGCUGCAGUGAGGCGGAGGCCCAGCAGGCGGGCAGGAUGCAGACCACCUCCCAGCCCAUCCAGUGCGAGCUGCCCACCAUCCCUGUCCAGAUCGGCUCACAUUUCCUCAAAGGAGUGUCCUUCAACGAGUCAGCGGCUGAAAACCUCAAACUGAAAACGCACACCAUGCUGCAGCUCAUUAAGGAGGCGCUGGGCCAGAACGGAGUGACCCCCAGAGACGAUUCUCCCGUCACUGAGGUCCUCAACCAAGUCUGCCCGUCCAGCUGGAGAGGAGCCUGCAAGACCGCGGUCCAGCUGCUGUUUGCCCAGGCUGGUCUGGUUGUUGUUGAUACUGCUCAGAUUGAGAACAAGGAGGCCUAUGCUCCCCAGAUCACUCUUGACGGUUCCAAAGUGGUGGUGCAGGUUCCCUCUACAUGGUGUCUGAAGGAGGACCCAGCCACUAUGUCCUUGCUCCAGCGGAGCUUAGAUCCGGAGAAGACACUCGGCCUGGUGGACGUGCUGUACACUGCAGUGUUUGACAUCAACAAGUGGAAGGAGAGAAAAGAACAAGCCCUGCCCACGAUUCAGAUGCAGCUGCAGCGGGAAAUCCCUGAUUAUGGCGGCCGGGCCGACCUGCCUCCAGGCGCCGGCUCAAAGACCUCCAGCGGUUUGCCCAAAACAAUAUCCAAGCUGACUUCCAAGUUCGCAAAGAAGGUCUCAUCCAGCUCCAAUAGCGGGGGCAGCUACUCCAUCCCGAGCACCCCGUCUCGCAGCAGGCUGUCAACCGGUAGCUCCGAGGAGAAGACCAAGAGCCUGGGCCACAGUGACGGGAGGCUACAGAGCCUCCUGCAGAUGAGCAGCCUGUCCGACUCCUCCCCGCAAAGCCAGCUGGCCAACGGUUUAGUGUCCGACGACCAGGGGAUGAACUUGCCAACUGACCAGGAGAUGCAGGACGUCAUCGACUUUCUCUCAGGAUUCAACAUGGGGAAAUCCCAGCAGGCCUCGCCUCUGGUCAAAAGGAGGAACUCUGUGGCGUCUGCGAACCCCGCUGAGCUGAAGCCGCCGAGUGGGCCGCCGCCAACUUCCCAAUCUGUCUCACACAGCGCCCUGCAGCCCCAAGCUCAGACCCUGUCCCAGCCUCCGUCAUCAGUGCAGAAACAGCAGCCUCAACCACAGCCACCUCCGCAGCAGCAGCAGCAGCAACAACAACAACAACAACAACAGCAGCAGCAGCAGCAGCAGCAGCCUGCUCCUCCACCUCAACAGCCCUCCCCCCAGGCCCUGCAGUACUACCAGCACCUCCUGCAGCCCAUCAGUCAGCAGCAGCCUCCUCCUCAACUUCCUCCUCAGCAGACCCCACCGCAGGUCCUGUCACAGCAAAGAGUGGCAAGCAAGUGGCUUGUCAGCUCCGGGCAACAGUCCGCACCGCAAGGUCCCCCAGCAGGGCUGUCCCCCCUGGGCCCAAUCGGUCAGUGGGGCUCUCCUGGACUGCCGGAUCUGAGCUCAGAUCUGUACAGUCUGGGCCUGGUCAGCACCUACAUGGACAGUGUCAUGUCAGAGAUGCUGGGUCAGAAGCCACAGGGGCCCCGUAACAACACUUGGCCCAACAGGGACCAGAGUGAAGGAGGUUUUGGAGUCCUGGGAGACACGCUGCCCUUUGACCCUGCAGUCGGCUCCGACCCGGAGUUUGCGCGCUACGUCGCCGGCGUCAGCCAGGCCAUGCAGCAGAAACGGCAGGUGCAGCACAUCCGUCGCCCUAGCAACACGCGCAGCAACUGGCCAAUGCCUGAAGAAGCACACAGGACCUGGUCCCACCCAGAGUACUACAGUGAGGGGGAGGCCGUGAACAGCAGCUGGACAGCCAAUCAGGGGGACUCGGCCAGCUCCAGCGAUGAGACGUCUUCAGCCAACGGUGACAGCCUGUUCUCCAUGUUUUCGGGUCCGGAUCUUGUAGCAGCGGUUAAACAAAGGAGAAAACACAGCUGUGGCGAGCCGGAGGUGUGCACCCUGCCCUCACCACCACUCCAUCACAUCAUCGAUGAUAACCAGGACAGCAAGACUAAAACCUGGCCUCCCAAAGCGCCGUGGCAGCACUCCACCCACCACAACACCAUGCCCAAUCCCAGCUCUUCCUUGUACCAGAUGAACAUCCCUCCAUCCUCUCAGUGGAGCGACUCCAUGCAGAUGCUGCAGUCUCCCGUGUGGUCCACUGCCAGCGACUGCUCCCCCUCUGCCGGCAUCUCCUCUGGUUUUCCUUUCACCCAGCAGCAGCAACAACAACAACAACAACAGCAGCAGCAGCAGCAACACAAACCCAUGACCAAGGGCUUUAAAUCGUUCCCCCUUAAACAUGAGCACAGGCCCUCCUACCUUCACCAGUACUGAUGAGUCUAGUCUACCGAGUCGGCGGCGAAGUGCCACCGAGGGGCGUGUAGCUGUCAGAUCAGCCACUGAGUGGGCCAAGCUGCAGCCAUUUACAGUCCACACCCAGUGAAUUGGAAGAUUUCAAAGCCUUAGAGGCAAGUAUACACACUGGCGCAACAUUUUUGUAUCUAUAUUUUUCCAUGUCAAACAUCCCCAUUUGGAAGAAAAAAAAGCAGACGUAUUUUGAAGUUUUUCAAACUGCCGUGUUUUAACUGCGACAGGUGCAUGCGUCACGCUGGCAGCAGUUAGUCUAGUGGUCGUCUCCUCAGACGAGAGCCGGGGACGCGCACGGCCGCCUCCCACUUGCUUCUGCAGCUAAACGCGUGUGUGUGAGUGUGAGUGAGUGGAGUACAAGGGCGAAAUGCUCUCAUUGUGCCCAUAAUAAACAUACUGUGUCUACAUAGCUGUGACUGCCAAAUCUCACCCAGGAUGAAUCAGAGUACAGCUACCAUCUACUGUUUCAUAGCUUGUAAAAUACUGAAGUUGAAAUAUAAAUAUUUAGUUCUUUUUAUUAAGAGGCUUUGAGCAGGCUCAGCAUAAAUAUAGUAAGUCACUGCAAAGGUGUAAUUUGAGAGAAAUACACUACUUUUUCAACAACUGACCAGAGUUCUGAAUUAUAGCAGUAACUAUGUGCCAUGUUGGUAUCGAUAGCACUUGCAGAAUAUUCCCAACCAAAGCGUUGUUCAGAAGAUGAAUGGUGCAGAAGAGAUAAGAGGUCAUGUGAGACUAUUGAUAGACGGUGAAGUUACACACCCCAUUGAAAGAAUUUGGGAACGUCUUCACAUCCAGAAGCGCAAUCAUUUCCUCCUCUCUGAUUGGCAGUUGUUUGCUCCAGAUUGACACUAACUCCCGUAAACCUUUUUUUGUUUUGUUUAAUACAAUAUUUUUCUUGUACAAUUGACAGUAUUAAUCUUAUUUUUGUAUUUUCUUACAUGUUAUACCAUUACUGUAUGUUAGUAUUCUAGUAGGCAUAUUACAUAAAACAUUAUUUUCCACCUCCCAAUAUGUGAAAAAGCACAUUUCUUUCCUACAGAGCCGAACGACACCAUCUAAAGGUUACCAAAUAUGCCAUGCUAAACACUAAAACAUUGUGUGAUCAGGGUGUUUUCGAGCCCUUGUUUCUUCGGUUUCUAUGGCAAUGGGCUGUAUUUAAAAGCUCAGAAUGUUAUCUUUUUGUGAUGUUUGCGGAUGCCAAUGUUGCCUGUAUUUAUGAAAUGACACGUUUUCAGAAAACUAACAUACUUAACAUGUUUACAGAGAAUUGUUUGCUGUAUAUACAUAUAAAUAUAUAUCUUUUUAUAGUUAAUGUGCUUUGCACAAUCAAGAUAUAGGGUUUGUUGCUUUUUGUCUGUGUUAUCUCCCUAACUGUUGCAGCCUUUUUUAAAGACAUCAUUACAGACCGUGGACUGUAACUGUUUCUUCUCGGCUGUGUCAAAUGGUUUACUAGUGGCUUCUUUAAAAUAAAAAAUAACACGUUGCCCUGAUAGAAGAUAUGAAGGGGGACUGCUUGGCUUAUGUUGCUUAUUGUUCUCUUGAGCUGGCAACUGAAACUUUCCAAGUGUACCAGCAAUGCAAAAAACGAAUAAAAAUAACUAGCAAUUUGAAA
Messenger RNA from Gasterosteus aculeatus aculeatus (three-spined stickleback), 5493 nucleotides. It is a transcript of the gene garre1, whose product is annotated as granule associated Rac and RHOG effector 1. Gene Ontology annotation, molecular function: CCR4-NOT complex binding. The record is from RefSeq and is a predicted model, not a curated record. Gene Ontology annotation, biological process: Rac protein signal transduction. Lineage: Eukaryota; Metazoa; Chordata; Actinopteri; Perciformes; Gasterosteidae.